AUGGCAUCAACAAGAGUGAUCAAUUGCAUUUCAUCUAAAAGACUUGCAGCAGUAUCUAAUCUAAAACAUGUAUGUGUUUUUUCUAACUUUAAUAUAAAAUCUAAUUUUCAUUCAAAUGCAUCGUAUCGUACAAAGAAAUCAAUUGCUAAAGCAGAUACUACCGAAUAUGAAAAUAAAGUACAAGUUGGAUUUGCGGAUGUAGUUAAGGAAAAUACAAAAUCUGCUGGGUACUUAGGUGUAAUAAUUGGUGGUGUAGGAAUCACAGCUUUCAUGUUUUAUAUGAUUUUUGAUGAAUUAUUUUCUAGUAAAAGUCCAAAUAACGUAUACACCAAAGCCUUAAACGCUCUUAUCAAACAUCCUAAAGUAAUAGAUGCUCUUGGAGAACCUAUAAAAGCUUACGGAGAAGAAAGUCGGCGAGGACGCCGAAGUCGUAUAAGUCAUGUAAUCUUCGAGAAGGACGGAGUACGUCACAUGAGAAUGAAAUUUUACAUUCAAGGUAUAAAGAGACGUGGCACUGUGAAUUUGGAAGUUGAAGAAAACGAGUCUGGUAAAUAUGUGUACAGAUAUUUAUACGUGCUUGUGGAUGAUAUAAUGCAAACAGUAAUUCAAAUAGAAGACAAUAGAGAAGAGAAGAAGGAUUACAGUAAGGAGACAGAAUUUGACUUGAGCUAAUAUUUUAGAUCUUUCUAAGUAGUAUACGAUAUGUCCUGUAUUGA
This is a messenger RNA of Habropoda laboriosa, 716 nucleotides long. RefSeq names its product mitochondrial import inner membrane translocase subunit Tim21. Gene Ontology annotation, biological process: protein import into mitochondrial matrix. The transcript is spliced from 4 exons. Lineage: Eukaryota; Metazoa; Arthropoda; Insecta; Hymenoptera; Apidae. Gene Ontology annotation, cellular component: TIM23 mitochondrial import inner membrane translocase complex. The record is from RefSeq and is a predicted model, not a curated record. Bases 1 to 672 code for a protein of 223 amino acids.